UGCGGAAAAUUUCUCUAUUCGUUAUCAGACAGACACAGACACUUGCCAAGAGGAAAAAUUAGUGAUGUUGUUUAGAGCAAUUUAAAUAAGAAAAAUAUGAAUGGAUUAAUAGUAUUUAAUAGUGCCAACGAUGUGGUGUAUCAAAAACUAAAUCUUAAGUUGCGAAAUCAUAUUUAUGAAAAGGCAGUUACACAGGGACUGUUACCUGAGGAUUUGCUUAAGGAUGGUGCAGCAUCUCAGCAGGGAAAUAUCGACUCCAAUGUAUUGCUGCAGUUAUUUAGUCCUCUGAUAAAUUCACAGAAAAUAAUGCAUUGUCAGUUCGAUAAUUGCUACGCAGCUAUACAAUGUGAACAUGAAUUGAAUUUAGUGUUUGGUGAAGUACUUGGUUUUCAAUUUUUAAAAAUUUCACAAGACCGAUUGGAAUACAUGCAACGACAAAUGGGCGUACUUAUGUCUUUAGCUAAACACCUGCAUGGCCCCAAUUUGUUUGCAAGCGACGUACAAGAAGAAUUGUUUUCUAAAUGUAUGGAAUGCUACGAGGAUGAGAUUUGGGAUCAAGACUUGAUUUUACAGGUAGAGGCAUUGCCACGGUUAUUGAUUAAUACUGAGCUGAGAAGAGCGGUAAAAGGAAGUUUAGACAGAGCACUGGAUUGUCUAAGAGACAGUGGCCAUUCGAGGUGUCAUACCUUAUUGUUUGUUGGUGUUAAAUUUGUUUCCAUCAAUUCUACCAAAAAUGCCAUGCAAUUGAGUCCUUCAGAUCUGCUUUUUCUAGCUUUGUUGAUACGUUCAUUACAAAAGGAUUCAAGAGGCCUAAAUAAAACUGUAGCCAUAUUUCUGCAAGGCCUCAGCCAGGAUCCACACUCCGGGUGUGUCCCGUGCAUCGCUCAUUUAAACAAAUUGAAUAAGGGCGUGGUUCUUAUACAGAUUGUUGAAUACGCUCCUUUACCGGUGGCCUGUAGUUUAUAUGACACGCUAUUUGUAUUGCAGAAAAUAAUUUCAAUUCAAAUGCAAGGAGAUGCAGAGUCUUUGAAGCCAACAUACGAAUCAUUGGAGUCAUUCGUCAGGCAAUCGAUAGAUGCCCUCAAGAAAGCCAAACUUAAAGGAGACGAUUUGGAAAGUUGUCUGAAAAAAUUUUCUUCAAAAUGGGAAAAUUUAAAGAAAAUGUAUAAUGAAUUUCUCAAGACGUAUGAAAGAGAUUUGAUUGUACGUAUCGAGUCGAAUAUUCCAUCGUUCCAAGAAGAUCUCAAACAAUUAUUUACAAUGGCCUGUUGCGAUUCAUCAGCCAUUAAUUUCCAGCAAUUACCCGAAGUAGCAUCAGUGGUGGAAGGCAAACUUUUGGAAUUUUCCGAGUUUCUAGCGGUCAAAGCCGAAAGGAAUAUAUCCAUAGAAGCCUAUUUGGAAGAUUUCCCAGGUCUUAUACACUUCAUCUACAUAAAUCGUUCUUCAGGACUGAUGAUUUCACCUGACCUGAAGUCCACCACUCCACUUAUACCGAAUGAAAGACUUUCGGAGAUGUUGGAAUUUUCUCGCCGACAUUUGAAAAAAGGACACUCAUCUGUGAUGUGGAAGGAUAAGUCUUUUAAUUACGCCUACUUCCUCUGGUUCGAAGACCAAACGACUGGCUCUUCAAAAUCUGUAGAUCUUCAAAAACAUUUCAAUGCCUCACAACAUUCCGUUAAUGCAUUCAAACCAAAUUUUGAGCCCGGUUUGCUGGCUGGCGACUACUAUCAUCUACUGACAGAGGUGUGUUUUCCAAAGACACCAGCAAAUAAAAUAAAAUGUUAUGAAUUGUAUUGCGUACAUUUAGGCCUAGUUACGGCCACAUGUGCCGUUGAGCAUUCCAGACGUUUGGUGGCAACAAUUGCCGAUGUAGUUGGUGAUGACAUUUUUUAAUAUUAACAAAUAGACUAGAUGUAAUUUAUAAUAUUAAAUAAAGUGCAAUAAAGUAUGAAGUGAAAAAUUAAAUACAAAA
This is a messenger RNA of Calliphora vicina (urban bluebottle blowfly), 1972 nucleotides long. RefSeq names its product Hermansky-Pudlak syndrome 1 protein (gene HPS1). Bases 97 to 1893 code for a protein of 598 amino acids. Gene Ontology annotation, molecular function: guanyl-nucleotide exchange factor activity. Gene Ontology annotation, biological process: vesicle-mediated transport. Lineage: Eukaryota; Metazoa; Arthropoda; Insecta; Diptera; Calliphoridae. The transcript has a single exon. Gene Ontology annotation, cellular component: BLOC-3 complex. The record is from RefSeq and is a predicted model, not a curated record.